GCUUGCUGCUUGAUUGGGUGUUGUAGUGCAUUUAUUUUCAAGGUAUUCUCGUGGAUAUUAAAUAUUAUAAAUACUACACACGUUUCAAUUCCAUUUUAACUAUCGCACAUAUCUGACUGACUUUUACUACAAUGGCUCAACGGGAAAAGCGUGCCAAUGCCGGAAAUCGAAUGGCAAAAUUACUUGACGAAGAAGAGGAAGAUGAUUUCUAUAAAACAACUUAUGGAGGGUUUCAAGAAACGGAAGAAGAUAAAGAUUAUGUUGAAGAAAAGGAAGCAGACGACAUUGUAGAUUCCGAUUUUGAUAUUGAUGAAAAUGAUGACCCAGUUUCUGAUCAAGAAAUUGAGGAAAAAAGGAAACGUGCUGUUGGCACCAAGGCAUAUAAGGAUCCCAAGAAAAAGAAAGCAGCUGCACCCAGAAAAGAAGUAGUAAAGAGAGUGAAAGAAGAUAAACCGGAGAAAUCUAAAUCUGACAAGAAAGAUGGAGACUCUGAAUACUUGUUAAAUGACUCAAUAGGACGAAAAUCUAUAAGAAAAAGUACAGCAGUAAAAUCUUUGGAAACACAGCAGAGGAUAAAAAUAAGAUCUGAAUUGAAGAAGAAGAAACCAAAAAAAGUAGAAGAAAAAAUGCCAUCACAAGAGGAAUUAUUAGAAGAAGCACUCAUAACUGAACAGGAAAACUUGAAGAGCUUGGAACGGUUUGAGCAGAUUGAACUUGAAAGGAAAAAAGUAAGACCAACUAAAAAGGCUAUUGUAGGUCCAGUAAUCAGAUAUCAUUCGUUUGCCGUGCCAAUCGAAUCAGAAGAGCCUGACAACUUAGUUACAGAUAUCACUUUGAGUGAUAUCAUUAAAAGUGAAGAAGGUUUAAUAACACCCUGCGACAUAGACAUGGAAGAGGUACCAGUUGUGGACACGCCCAAGCCGGAGGAGGCUAAGCCUGAGAUGAACCCCGACACAGACAGCAUGCCAAGCCUGAAUCCCACCAAGAUCGAGAUAGACGUCAUUGGACCCGAUGACGAGUUCAAAAUCGACGAUGUUGUUACAGAAGUGAAGCCGAAGAAAGCCAAGGCUUACGUCAAACCAAAACUGGCCUACGAACGGACACUUCUCAUCUUCGACAACGAUCUAAAAGACAAGGCGUUCAAGAAAUGCUAUCGACUGAACAAGCCCAGGAGAAGACAAGAUAUGCUGUGUGCUGUCACGAAGAAACCAGCUCGCUACAUAGACCCGAUCACAAAGCUGCCUUACAGAAGCGUAGACGCGUUCCGGAUUAUUCGCGAGGCUUACUACCAACAGCUGGAGGCCAGAGGGGACCGGAACGACCCCAAGCUGCAAGCCUGGCUCAAGUGGCGGCGGGCAGAUUCGGCCUCCACUUAUGUGCAGAUACAUAUCAAGUAAUAUUUAAAUAUUUAAUUUAUUUUUUUGGUACUGGUAAAUUA
Molecule: messenger RNA, 1438 nt
Organism: Leguminivora glycinivorella
Lineage: Eukaryota; Metazoa; Arthropoda; Insecta; Lepidoptera; Tortricidae
Gene: YL-1
Product: vacuolar protein sorting-associated protein 72 homolog
Exons: 9
Coding region: 132-1397 (421 amino acids)
Biological process (GO): chromatin remodeling; regulation of DNA-templated transcription
Cellular component (GO): nucleus
Molecular function (GO): ATP-dependent H2AZ histone chaperone activity
Source: RefSeq, a predicted model, not a curated record